AUGGGUGGUUCACUUCUCACAUGUUGUCUUUCGAUGGAAUUGGAGAAUCAUCACCCCUCCACACUCUUGUCCAUGGAUUCAAGUGCACCUUCUUCUCAUCAGGAACUGGAUCUGGAUAUGAAUGGUAAAAUCACACUCUCAUGUCCACCUGAUAUCAAUUUGCCCCUCUCGGUUGAGCGAAGUCCCCCUCCACAGCCAUGGAAUCAUGACCCUUCUGAUACAGUGCUGGAUGUUGGUCUUGGUGGUACUCAAGGAUAUGAGACUGAGAGCUUUCUCCCACUCCCCAAAGUUGGAAGGAAAUGCGCCAAGCGGCUUGAUAGCAUAUGGGGUGCUUGGUUUUUCUUCAGAUUUUACUUCAAACCAGCAUUGCUUGAGAAAUCUAAGGCCAAAGAUGUUAGGGACAGCAAUGGUGUUUCAGGGUUCGACAAGUCUGAUAUCAAACUUGAUGUUUUCAUGGUUCAACACGACAUGGAAAACAUGUACAUGUGGGUUUUCAAGGAGAGGCCGGAGAAUGCUUUGGGUAAGAUGCAGUUGAGGAGUUACAUGAAUGGGCAUUCCCGCCUAGGGGAACGCCCAUUUCCAUUUAGUGCUGAUCGCGGUUUCGUUCGAUCCCACCGGAUGCAGCGAAAGCAUUAUAGAGGGCUUUCAAAUCCUCAAUGUGUGCAUGGCAUUGAGGUUGUUCCAGCACCUAAUCUUAUGAGUCUUGAUAAGGAUGAGCAGAAGAAAUGGAUUGAACUCACAGGCCGUGAUUUGAACUUCACAAUCCCACCGGAAGCUAGCGACUUCAGUUCAUGGAGGAAUCUUCCCAACACAGACUUCGAGCUCGAGAGACCACUUCCGCUAAUCAAGAGUGUUCCAAAUCCCCAUCCAAAGAAGCUGCUUAAUGGAUCUGUGCUAAAUUUAUCAACUCAUCUGUCUAACCUCGGUAACGGUGAUGGGAUAAACCUAUCUUCUUCUAUUAGCAGCAAGAAAAGGAAGGACUUUUUCUUUUAUGGGAAUGAUGAAGAAUGUUGCUUAGCAGUUAAUCCUCCAUCAGAUCGGAUUCCAGAUUUGGUAAUGCACCCAAGUGAAUCACUCUGGCUGAAUGACUUCAGUGGGGUGAUGAAGAAUGUUAGUGGACCAGUUACAGCUGCAAAAACUAUUUAUGAGGAUGAACAAGGUUACUUGAUCAUUAUCAGUCUGCCAUUCGUUGAUCUUCCCAGUGUGAAGGUUACUUGGAGGAAUACCGUCACUCACGGUAUCAUAAAGGUUUCUUGUGUGAGCAUAUCUCGCAAGCCAUUUAUUACAAGAAACGACCGAACAUUCAAGCUUACUGAGCCAUUGUCAGAACACUGCCCUCCCGGAGAGUUUGUUCGUGAAAUCCCACUUCCAACUCGAAUUCCUGAAGAUGCCAAUAUAGAAGCAUACUAUGAUGGGCCAGGAUCUGUGCUUGAGAUAACAGUGCCUAAACUUCUUCCAGGAUCAGAAGAGCAUGAAGUUCGAGUUUGCCUUCGCCCAAAUGUGGGGAAUGAUCUCAUGUUGACUUGA
Molecule: messenger RNA, 1527 nt
Organism: Sphenostylis stenocarpa
Lineage: Eukaryota; Viridiplantae; Streptophyta; Magnoliopsida; Fabales; Fabaceae
Source: the annotation of a GenBank genome assembly